Molecule: messenger RNA, 1587 nt
Organism: Punica granatum (pomegranate)
Lineage: Eukaryota; Viridiplantae; Streptophyta; Magnoliopsida; Myrtales; Lythraceae
Source: RefSeq, a predicted model, not a curated record
ACCUUUCCUCCUCGUCCUCGUCCUCCUCUCUUUCUCUCUCCCUCUUAUUCUCUCAUCUUCUCUCUCUACACUUCACUUCCUUAGGUCCUCUCUCUCUCUCUCUCUCUUCCCCUCUGUAUGAGAUGAGAAUUGGUGAUUCUUAGCAGUAGAGAGAGGGAAGAAAAAAUAAAGAAAGUUAUGGGAAAGUACAUUCGCAAGGCCAAGACGGCGGGCCCCGACUUGGCCGCCGCCAUGGAAUCCUCCCUCGGCGUCCGCACCCGCGCCAAGACCCUCGCCGCUGCCGCCGCUGCUGCCGCCUCCGGUGGCCGCUCCCAGUCACCAUCCCCUCCUCCGGCCGCCGCCAACUACCUCCAGCUCCGCAGCCGACGCCUCCUCAAGCCCCCAAUCGCCGUCUCCAAGCGCCAGCGGCAGACCCAGAAGGUGUCCUGCCAAAUACCCGACCCUAACCCCGUAACCAGGGCCAGCUCGAGGCUGAGGCCGGGCUCCACCGAGUCCAUCAGCUCCUUUCUGAAUAACAACGCCGCCGGCGGUGAAGACGCUCAGAAGAAGGAGCCGGCGGAUGAGUUGAGUUGCAGGGAGGACUCUGUGGCGGACGACGAGAACAAGGUCUGCAGCAAAUGUGAGUUGGGCGGUGCCGGCGAGGCCUCUUUUGGGGACAAUGUCUUGGAGUUUGAAGGUAGAGAUAGGGGAACAAGGGAAUCAACUCCCUGUAGUUUGGUACGGGACCCAGACGUUAUUAGAACCCCAGGGUCCAGUACCCGGCCCACUACAGUCUUAGAAGGAGCUAACAGGAGAGUAAGCGAUACAGAGCAUAGACACAUCCCAACAUCACAUGAAAUGGAUGAGUUCUUCGCUGGUGCAGAAGAAGAGCAGCAAAGAAGCUUCAUUGAGAAGUAUAACUUUGAUCCCGUGAAUGACAAGCCACUCCCAGGGCGAUAUGAAUGGGAAAAGUUGGAACCUAAAAGGAGAUGAAAGGAAACGUUCCUGCAGCGAAACAGGUUGGCUGAUUUCAGUUGCUGGAAUAAUUUAGCUGGAAUAUUAAACUAGUUAGGAAGGAAGAGCGGCGAUGGUGCUAUUACCAUUUUCCAUCCGCGGCCCUCUUCUUCCAUAUUUAUAAUUAUAAUCUGUAAAAAGAAGGGGAAUUAAUGGAGUAGGGAGAAACUGGUUGGACUAAUUAUGGUUUUACUUAGCAAAAGGGGUCUGGUCUGUAACAUAAAAGUGGCAUUUCUUUGCUGUGAGUUUACAGCAACAGAAUACUGGGACUAACGAGACCGUUGGCUGGGGCUGGGCUACUUCUAACAGAUCAUCCGGCAAUGGAUGGAUAGGGAAAUGGGUGUAAGAAGUGUAGUAGUUUUAGGACUUUAGGGUUCUUCCCUUUUCUAGGGCUUAAUCAAACUUAGGUUACCAGUCCCUAUCUCUUUAAUGGUACAGAAGCCGUCUUUUCUCUUUUUUUGGUGGGUCUGCUGUAAUGUAGUGAAGCAGAAGAUGAUGAUGACCAUGAGGGGGAUUGAAAUUGGAAAGAGAGCUCUCUCUAUCUCUGUAAUCAUCAAUCUUAAUAAACAUGGCCCAUGCAUUUUCUCUGUCCCA